This is a messenger RNA of Chiroxiphia lanceolata (lance-tailed manakin), 8748 nucleotides long. It is a transcript of the gene FOXN3, whose product is annotated as forkhead box N3. The record is from RefSeq and is a predicted model, not a curated record. Gene Ontology annotation, biological process: regulation of DNA-templated transcription. The transcript is spliced from 8 exons. NCBI's taxonomy places the organism in Eukaryota, Metazoa, Chordata, Aves, Passeriformes, Pipridae. Bases 319 to 1812 code for a protein of 497 amino acids. Gene Ontology annotation, molecular function: DNA-binding transcription factor activity; cis-regulatory region sequence-specific DNA binding. Gene Ontology annotation, cellular component: nucleus.
GAAAGAGAGACAGGGAGAAAAAUCAUGGAGUGAUAUGGCCCUUUGGGAGGAUACUGGCAAAUAAGCAAAUUAAACAGAAAGAGAGCAGCAUGUUGUCAUAGCAACAAUGCAAUUAAAUUACUUUACUGUCAGCCAUCAUAUAAUUUUCCUGUUUAGAAGCUCAUGGGACGUAACUUCCAUUUGGAGUCAAAGUUGAGCGUGCGGCGUAGGUAGGCAAUGCCGGAGCCCCAGGACGCCGGCGAUUCCCUUGUUUACCUUCUGGCUGCGCUGGCUGCAGUUUUGAAAGCUAGGAAGUGGGACCGACGAGUUGCUGUCUAAAUGGGUCCAGUCAUGCCUCCCAGUAAGAAGCCAGAGGGCUCAGGAAUUAGUGUUCCCAGUGGACUGAGCCAGCGUUACCAAGAUAGCGAUUUAUCAAAGGCACUUCACGAUGACGAGGACCUAGAUUUCUCUUUGCCUGCCAUCAGAUUAGAUAAAGGGGCCAUGGAAGAUGAAGAACUAACUAAUUUGAACUGGUUACACGAGAGUAAGAACUUGCUGAAAAGCUUUGGGGACUCGGUGUUAAGGAGUGUUAGCCCUGUUCAGGACAUUGGUGAUGACACGCCACCGUCUCCUGCCCACUCUGACAUGCCCUAUGAUGCCAAGCAGAACCCCAACUGCAAACCUCCUUAUUCCUUUAGCUGCCUCAUAUUUAUGGCCAUUGAGGACUCACCAACCAAAAGACUGCCCGUAAAGGAUAUAUACAACUGGAUCUUGGAACACUUUCCAUAUUUUGCAAACGCACCCACUGGAUGGAAAAAUUCUGUGAGACAUAAUCUAUCCUUGAAUAAGUGUUUUAAGAAAGUGGACAAAGACAGAAGUCAGAGUAUUGGAAAAGGGUCCUUGUGGUGUAUAGACCCAGAAUAUAGACAAAAUCUUAUUCAGGCUUUGAAAAAGACACCCUAUCACCCAUAUUCGCAUGUGUUCAAUACACCUCCCACAUCUCCUCAGGCAUAUCAAAGCACAUCAGGUCCACCCAUUUGGCCAGGAAGCACCUUUUUCAAGAGAAAUGGAGCCCUUCUACAAGAUCCUGACAUUGAUGCUGCCACUGCCAUGAUGCUUUUGAAUACUCCCCCUGAGAUACAAGCAGGUUUUCCUUCGGGAGUGAUACAAAAUGGAGCUCGAGUACUGAGUAGAGGAAUAUUUCCUGGAGCCAGGCCAUUGCCAAUCAACCCUAUAGGAAGCAUGGCUGUCGCAGUAAGAACUGGUUGGAAAUCUUUCAAAAUGAACGGAAUAACAAACUGCCGGAUGCGGACAGAAAGCGAACAGUCCUGCGGCUCUCCAGUUGUGAGCGGUGACCCAAAGGAGGAUCACAACUACAGCAGUGCCAAAUCUUCCAACCACAGGAGCACAUCACCUGCUAGUGACUCCGUUUCCUCUUCCUCUGCUGAUGACCAGUAUGAAUUUGCAACUAAAGGUAGCCAAGACAGCAGUGAAGGAAGUGAAGUUAGCUUCCAGAGCCACGAGAGCCAUAGUGAAACAGAAGAGGAGGACAAAAAGCAAAGUCGGAAGGAGACCAAGGAUUCUUUAGCUGACAGUGGGUAUGCAUCUCAGCACAAGAAAAGGCAACAUUUAAUGAAGGCGAAAAAAGUACCAAGUGACACACUGCCUCUUAAAAAGAGACGUACAGAAAAGCCCCCUGAGAGUGACGAUGAGGAGAUGAAAGAAGCAGCAGGAUCACUCCUGCAUUUAGCAGGAAUUCGGUCCUGUUUGAACAACAUCACGAAUCGGACGGCAAAGGGGCAGAAAGAGCAAAAGGAAACCACAAAAAAUUAGAACAAAUCAAUGAUUUGUUUGAACUUACAAAGUUUUGUUUCAGCACGUCAGGUGAAUUCUAAUGAUUUGUGGCAAUAUCAGCAAUUUUUUCCUUUUUUGUUUUUCUUCUAUUUGUUUUUGUUUUGUUUCUUUCUUUUUUUCUUUUUAUUUUUUGAACCCUUAAGAUUUUUAUUUUUAAAGGAGAUUGAAGCCAUAGAACUCAUACUGACACUCAGCUAAUUUACGAAAAGCUUUUCAUUACCUGAAGACAAAAAGUUAACAAAAAAAAAGCCAAAAUCGCCAUUGCUUUCUCCAGCUUGUCAAAAAUGCGUGGUUGAAUACGCAGUGACAUCAACAUUAAUGUGAUGGGAGUAAAAUUGGGUACUUGGAAAUCCCUCUUAUAGUAGAAGAGCUGUGCAUAAUUUAGUAUUCAUUCAGGCCUGGCCCUUAAGAAUUUUUUUAAUGGCCUUACAAUUGGGUUAGAAGUGAAUGUGAAUAAAGAGAUUUGUGGGAAAGAGGAGGCAUGUACUUCUCCGCCAAGAACCAUCUAGUGGCACUUGGAUACAUUGUGCCAUACAAGUCUUUGGACAGCCACUGGUGGCAACUGUGCAAGCUGUAAUGCACUUUCAGUGCUUCGUGUAUCCCAUGUGGCUCAUAAUGUGAAGACUGAUAACUAUAAGUUUGAGGAAAUUUGAACUAUGUAUGCAAUGGAUUUCAGUGAAAUAACAAGAAAUGGGAGGGGGGUCACUGUUAGUAGCAUCCUUAACCAUUGAAUUCUGUCUUCUAUAUUAAAUUGAAAGAAUGUUCAAAAAGCCAUAAGCCUGAAGAUUGGCACUGCGUGCAAAAAAUCAUAGUAAUAGGGAAAAACAAGCUAUGUCUUCUAAACUGCCUGAGUGAAAAGCAAUCAAGUCUAAGAAAUUACAGUAGAUACAAUGUACAUCAGAAUCUUUUUCUGUGGAUCACAUCCUUGAUCUAACUGGGGAAACAAAGCUACCAAACCUGCCAUUAGUAGUAUUCUGUAUUUAAAAAUAAAAGGAAAGCAUAUUGGUGAACAGUAAAAUUCAGAAGUUUAACAAAAGAGCUCCUACACUGCCCUCAGAAAUGAGUGUGCAGUGGCCGUCAGUCAGGAUUCAUCUGUGCAAAAAUGACAACAAAUUUCCAGAUUGAACCAGCGUAGCCAGCAGAAAAAAUUUGAUCCACAUUGCAUGGAUUCCUUAGGGAGGGGGGGAAAACAAAAAGCAAACAAUUUUUUUUAUUCAAAGAUGACAAAGUUCUUGUAAGGUAAAUAAUGUAUUUAGCAUGAAGCAUGAAUUAUUUUCAUAUAAAUAUAGAAAAUAGAGAAAAAGGCUAUGCCUCUAAUUUUUAAGCCCUUAGGCUUAGAGUUUGGUUUUUUGGGGUUUUAUUUUUGUUUUGUUUUGUUUUGUUUUUGUUUUUGUUUUGGUUCUUUUUUGUUGUUGUUGGGGUUUUUUUGAAGCAGGUGUUUAAGGUUUAACCUUCUUCAGGGACAAACACUGACUGUUGGGGAACUUACUCUGCAAUAUUAAAAAAUAAAAUCUUCAUGCUCUGGUAGGGCUUGGAUGGUUGAAUUAUACUGCCUUGUCUGCACAUUCAGCCCCCCUCUCCCUACUUCUCUUUAAAAAAAGAAAAAAAAAAGUAAAAAUGUGUCCUUUCUUCGUCUGUACAUGUGUAACAUGACGCAAUAAUCUGAGGGCAAAUUUAGUAGUGAGUGUGUAUGACAGAAUCAAGAGAAUAAUGGGAGGUUAAUUGAGGAAGACUCUCUGAUUUGAUUCAGGAAUAAGUAGACAAGAAAAUAGCUUUGCUAAUUUGCCAUGAAAAAAUGAAGUUAAUUAAGAGCCUUACGGAGGUGUCCGGAGAAAAACCAGUGUUACAGAGAGUGUGAUUCAGGUACAGUGCUACUCUCCUGGUAAUGAUGACUGUGAGACUGGAGAUCACUACAGCAGAGAGAAACUGUGAAAUAAUUAAAACAGUCUCUCUCACCUGGAUUCUUGCAUUUGGCAUGAAAAAUUCAACACUUAGAAUAUCCUAGAGGCAAAAAGAAAAUCCCAGGAACCAACCACUUAGUAGAACAGAAUGGUCGGUUUCUUAAAGAGUAUAGGUUUAGAUUUAUCCCUAACAACUGUUUCAGGCAGCAGUUUCACCAAGAUGGAUCUAGUUUAUGAAGAGUGAGUUAGAGAAGGGUUUGACUUCCCACUCCGUGCAGUGACUUAAAAGUUGCAUUUGGAGAUGCCUGUGGUGUGUUCAGUUAGGAAGUGGAAGGACUGAAGGGCUGGUCUGGACCUGGUCCUGUGCUCCACAAGCAUUUUCACAGUAAAGAACAGGGCCACGCUGGCAGCAGCACAGCAAAAGGGUGCCUCUAUUCCCAUCUCAGCCAGCGUGUCCUGGGAUCCAGAAGCUGCCUGACAGCUGCGUAGCUCAGCACAACUGCCAGCUAUGGAAAUAAAGAAGGAGAGAGCCACAGAUAGUGCAAAAAACAGCCUGUAUUCCUCUCAGUUUGCUGGGGCUGAUGCAUGCAGGGUUGAUUCCCUGCAUUAGUUAAGUCAGGAAUACAUAGAUACUAAGUUUUCUUGACUGCCUGCAGCCCUCGAGAUAAUAAUGGGGGAAACAGAAAAGGCCAGUCCCUUGACCAGGUAGCACAGAGAUGAAUGAGCCAUAGUUUUCCCUUGUCCGUUUGGACCUGGAUAAUCAGCUUCUUUCCAGAUCCAUGCUUGCUACAGCCAAAGUCCACACAACCCUGUGCAAGAAAACUUGGUCUUCAUCUUUUACAGACUUUGGGGAGAGUAAUUUGGAUAGAAAAUACUACAGUAUCACUUUGCCACCACCUUUGCUCAUUAAUGCAUAGUUGUACCAUCUCAGGAGUAGUUUAAUAUUUAUCAAAAAGCAGCACUGAAAAGUUAAAUCUAGUAGCAGAAGAUACACUUAAACCAUGGCUCAGCUAUCUCUGUCCUCCAGGGGAAGCAACGUGUUUGUGUGUCAGUGGCCAGAUUCUGUCCACAACACUAAUUCCAGGGCAACUUCUCUGAUUGCAGUGUGUCAGUGCAAAUGAGAUCAGUAUCUGUUGAACAACAAGUACCAUUCAUUAAUGUGGACUCUUGGUGGCUAAAUAUAUAAUUACCACUAGUAUUACUCAUCUUAGAAAACAGUCAUUUUGCAUAAAUAUCUAAUUAGGCAAGUUAUCUUUAUACAGAUAUAUAUACAUAUAUAUAUAUAUAUAAAACUUAUCUAAGACUUCAACAACUCCUCUAUAUAUUUGCUGGUAAACCUAAAAUGUUGGCAAGCAUCUAUUUUCACGUCAAAUUUGUUUCUCCUAGUCUGAUCUGCUAAGGACAUGUGCUUUGGUAGGAGUUUACAAAUUUAUGUUCAGGAACCAGCAGUUUGGCUGAGGGCUAAUGCCAUCAGCUGAUUAUUUCUGGUGUUUAAAAACAACUUGUCCUUAUUGAUGCUUACUCCGACUGUUGAUGAGAAGUACAUAAUUUGGAUUGUAUAAAAUAUUUAGGAGUCACCUUUUAAACCAUUUUUGUGCCUGGCUGACAGUGGCAACUUUUUCAGAACUGGUUCUACUCCAUCAGAGAAGUUCUCUUUUUCUUGUAAGAACUGAAACUGAUUUGUUUUCCAGGAAAUACAAUGUCAGCUUUUCAAUAGAGUUGUCUCUACCUUGACUGAAUGAUGUCAAAACAGAGUGGUAAUUGCACUGUAUUACAAACUCUCUCACUUGCCAGAUAUGAGGUAGUGUGGUUUUGCUUGUUUGCUUUCCUUACUAAGCCAUUUUGGAGUGAGAAGUUGUCAAAUCUCUAACUUUCCAUUCUUCUCACCCUAUCAGUAUUGCCAAAUUAGCAUUUCUCCAAGACAGGUGGGGUCUGGGGGAAUCCCAGGAGGUCAGCAAGCAUUCAGUGGCGAGUUUCACAUAGGCAUGAAUUGUAAGGGUUGCUGGACUUCAUGGCGGGUUCCUUUGGAAUAUGCCUUUUGCAGCAAGAAGCUCUUGCAGGCCAGAGCUAACGCCAUAAGCAGAUUUCACCGGCACCUGCACGGAGGUGAAAUCUGCUGGUCGUGCUUGCAUUCUGCAAGCAGUUGGAUGUCCUACUGCAUUUUGAUGCAGAUUCUGCUUGCAUUUAAAAAUUCAGGCACAGGUCUUGAACAGCUUAAAUGUAUCACCCUGUAGCUGUUUCUGAAAGCAGUCUGCUUCUGUUCUUCUCCUGGCAAAACUGGCAGUAGUUCUACCAAGAUCACAGGGUUUCACAGCUGAAAAGCCGAACAUGGAAGUGAGGAGGUAUGCUGUGUAGGACUAGAGAACUGUCCUGAGACUGUGUUCUCUUCUCAAUGGCAAUUCAGUUGAGGUUCAUAUUCUUGUUCUUCUCUUACAUUAAUGGGAGAAGGGAAUCCCGAAGGAAAUGCAUUGACUUCCAGUGUUCAACUGAGUUAACUGUCUACCUUUGGAAAAGAUACAGAAAAGAGCUGGAGGCUGCAUUCUUCACUGUAGUGAGGUAGAGUUACAUCAACAUACUUUAGCAGAGAAUGAAAUCCUAAAUUCUACACCAAAUAGCACCAAGGAUAAAAUUACCAAAACAACACUUUGUCCUGGUUUCUUGGUGGCAGUGAUUGAUUUUCACUGAGAUUUUGGCUCCCAAUCCAUCUAAAGAUGUAGAUAGAUCAUAGAGUUAUGGAAUCAUAGAAUAUGCUGAUUUGGAAGGGACCCAUCAGGAUUGAGGCCAACUCCUGGCCCUGCGCAGGACACCUCAAGAAUCACACCAUGUGCCUGAGAGUGCACAGUCUGAUGUUUUCUGGAACUUGAAGGUGUCUGAUCUCCUUUGCAGUCUGUGGAGCUACAGACACCCAAGUGCUCCUGGAAGCCUUUACCAUUUCACUGCUAUUACCAUUUUUCCUUGAAUCUGAUGCUAGGCAUUCUUGAAAACAUUACUCUCCUGUGCUCCAGGAUCAGAAUAAAACUAUUGAGAGAAUGCAUUUCCAAUGCAAUUUACUUCGCUUGAUGGAGAAUGCAAACCCAGCUCCUUUGGGCACAUCAUUCCUGCCUGAAUAGCUCAUUGGCAUAUUUUGUAGGAAAUAUUUUGAAACAUUUUCUUGACUUUGCCACCAAAAGAGCAUUUGAACCAUACAUCCUCCUGAUUGUAAUGGAAUAUCAGUGUUGACCGUCUGACCAGUUAAGUUUUAGUAGUGUUCUUCACAGCCCUCCAGUAAUAUAUCAAACACUGUUAUGCACAUAAUGCAGCACUGUGAUCUAAUUUAAAUAAUACUUUUUUAUUAUUUAUACUACUCUAUGUAAUAUACAUCAACACUUUGCUAUAUAACCUAAGUGAUAACCCUCUUCUUAGUUACCUGCCAAACUCUGAAUUUCUGUUUGGUUUGUAUUGCAAUUAGCACAGUUACCAAGUUGUAAUGAUGUCUCUUUUCCUUUGAAAUGGGAUGUGUAAGUCAAACUAUACAUUUUGUGUGUUUCUGUUUUGAGAUGCAGUUUAUAAGGAUUUACACACAACAUUCAAUGUUCUGUAUAAAUCUGCAUACAUUUGUGAAUUCAUCUGUUAAUCCCCUUUUAUUUAGAAAGUAUUAAUAGAUGGUGGUUUAUUAGGGUUUUUUAUUUUUGCAUUUGUUUUUUUUUUAGUACUGGUUAUUCUUGAAUUAAGCAGAGACUUGUCAGCUGGGUUGCUUUAUCUUUGAUCAUGUACAUGACCUUAUAAUUCUUCCACAGUUCAGCAAACAAGUACUAGUUUCACUGACCAAAAAAAAAAAGUGUCAACCUAAUGUGUCUAUGGUGCUGUAUUUUGCUGGUAUACAUUUAAAGCCAGAAAUUAUUUAAAGGUCACUUUCAAGUUCUUCUAAUAAGUAGCCUUUCCUAGUUUGGGGAGUUUGGGUUUUGUUUUAGCAUUGAAACAAGGUAUAUUUAUCUGAAGCUAUGAAAUGGUUUUUCUACUGUAUCACAUUUCCUUUUGCAAAGAGGGGAAUAUUGACCUGAUGUAACAUCCUUUCACAGUCAGUGGAAGGGGGUUUUGUUUCACAUUUUUAUUUUCAGUGGAUUUUGUUGAGCUUUGGAUCAGGCCAGCAGUUACAGGAGCUCAUCAUCUGAGGGUUUAAGGGAUAAAUGACAACUUGUGCUGGCCCUCAGUGCUAGAAGGGAUUUUAUCGAAUGCCAAAAUAACAUGCUGGAUGCUGGAAUGGCUGUUCAUCUAGAAAUGGGAAUCUUUUUCAUUUGUUUACUCUGGCCUGAAAUCCCAAGACUCUCUUUUUUGUUCGGAUGACAUUGAACUUGAGUACAUUUUUAAGUUACUAGAGCAUUGUACAUUUUCUGAGUAUGUGUGGGACAGCAAUUGAAAGUCAUACCUGUAUCUGAUAACCAGUUCCAUGCCUGCAUCAUUCACACUCACUACUUAAAACUGCCAUGAUGUAAAAUGUUGGGGGGAAUGAUUUGUGUGUGUAUGAAAAGCAUUAUGAACUUGUACAUUUUUUUAUACUCUGAUCUGUAAUUUCUGAAAUAUUUUGUUUUACAGAAAAAGUGAUAAAGCAAUCAAAAGACCAAGAGAUUUAGUAUCAAUGCUUAAGGGUCACAGGACCUUAACUGGCCAAUAAGUUAAUUUAGUACAGUGAUAAGCCAAUUUUUUUUCCUGUACUUGGCAUCUGAAACUGCCAAUUUCAACAAUAUUAAAAUACGAACUGUGAUGGGGAAUGAACAGUGAUGUUAAGUUGUAUUUGUGUUUACCUAAAUGAGCAGUCCGAAGGCAAGUGCAAUCAGCUGAUCUUUAGGAAAUAUGAAAUUGUUGAUUUAGAGGCAUACUUGCAUUUUACAUUUUCUUGAUGUGUAAUCAUAUUGCCAAAGACAAACUAUUUCAUCAAUUAUUAUUGUAAAUAACACUUUCCCAAAAUCUACCAUAAAGUUUCUGUGAUGUAUUGUCUUCCAGUUGCAAUAAAAAUUACUGAGUUGCAUCAAUUGAA